Molecule: messenger RNA, 708 nt
Organism: Solanum lycopersicum (tomato)
Lineage: Eukaryota; Viridiplantae; Streptophyta; Magnoliopsida; Solanales; Solanaceae
Biological process (GO): carboxylic acid metabolic process
Molecular function (GO): carboxy-lyase activity; pyridoxal phosphate binding
Source: RefSeq, a predicted model, not a curated record
AUGGAUUCAGAAACAAUCAACACAUCAGUAAAUGGAGAGAUGGACUAUUCAGAUUUAAGAGCAAAGUUACUUCAAAAUAAGGACAAACCAGCUAUUAUAAAUGUCACAAUUGGAACUAUGUUCAAAGGAGCUAUUGAUGAUGUUGAUGUUAUUCUUGAAACACUCAAAGAAUGUGGCUAUUCACAAGAUCGAUUUUACAUCCACUGUGAUGCAGCACUAUGUGGUCUUAUGACCCCUUUUGUAAACAAUAUGAUUAGUUUCAACAAUCCAAUUGGAAGUGUCACAAUUUCUAGUCACAAGCUCUUAGGAUGCCCAAUGCCUUGUGGUGUCCAAAUAACAAGAAAAAGUCCUAAUUCACGUGAAACCAUAAGUAGUUGUACUAUGCGAAGAUAUUUACCUGGAGAUGGAGGCGUUGUGCUACUGCUGAGGCGCUGCAACUGGCGGCGGCUGGCGAGCUGGCGGCGGCAGGCGAGCUGGUGGCGCGAGACCUGGCGGCGGAGCGAGAAGGUUGACAGAGAGCGAGGGUCGACAGAGAUAGCGAGGGUCGACAGAGAUAGCAAUGCGAGAGGGUUGACAGAGAGAGAGAAAGAGAGAGGCGGUCGACGACGAGAAAGAGAGAGGCGGUCGACGAUCGACGACGAGAAAGAGAGAGGCGGUCGACGAUCGACGACGAGAAAGAGAGAGGCGCGCCGUCGACGAGGUCAGUGA